AUGCAGUUGGCUGCCUCAGGGACGGUUGGUGCUGCGUCGGCUCCUCUGGGCGUCUGCGCCGCUUGGCUGCGCAUCAAGGGCAUCUGCAGUGGCGCAGCUGUUGGUCCCGUGGCGUUGGCUGGCUUGGCCUCUGGUGGGCCGCUGGAGGAGCAGCGGCCGGAGCGCUGGCGGCUGCGGCAGCUGGCCCGGCAGCUGGCGCUGCAGCUGCGGAACAGGGACGACGAGGUCUGGCAGCUGCGCGAGCGCCUGGCGGCGGUGCAGGAGCUGCACUGCCGGCUGCGCGACGGCCCCGACGACGCCGCCGCCCGGGCUGCCGCGGAGGGCCUGCUCGCGGGGGCGCCCCGCGGCGGCGCGGGGCGCCUGCCGGGGGACGGCCCGCCUCCGCCGGAGGGCGGCGCGGGGCUCGACCGGAGGAUAGCGCGGCUGCGGGCGAAGGUGGCCGGCAUCCCCGUCGAGGGCACCGAGGGAGAGAGCGGCGGCCAGGCGCGGCUGCGGGCGGAGGUGGCUGGCAUCCCCGUCGAGGGCGCCGAGGGCGAGGGCGGCGACCAGGCGUCGCCCCUGGCCGCCAGGCCGUGCUCCAUCGACGAGCGCCUGGCGGCGGUGGAGGCCCGCGCGCGGGAGCUGGAUCCGUUCGCGGCGGACGGCGCCCUGUUCGGGAGCCUGGACGAGGAGCUCCACGGGCUCCACGCCGAGGUCGCGGGGCUGGAGCAGCUGGCCGGCAUGGCGGACCAUGAGCUGGCGGCGGGGGCGCAGGAGGCGCCGCCAGAGGACGCGGACCUGCGGGACACCGUCGCGGGCCUCCGCGAGCGCCUCGCGCGGAGGGACGAGGACCUGCGCGAGCUGCGAGAGCACCUGGCCUGGGCCAGCGGCGAGCUCAGCGAGCAGCUGGCGCAGCUGGUCGCCGCGGGGCCGUGCCGUGCGGCGG
Molecule: messenger RNA, 925 nt
Organism: Prorocentrum cordatum
Lineage: Eukaryota; Dinophyceae; Prorocentrales; Prorocentraceae
Source: the annotation of a GenBank genome assembly